Molecule: messenger RNA, 2448 nt
Organism: Andrographis paniculata
Lineage: Eukaryota; Viridiplantae; Streptophyta; Magnoliopsida; Lamiales; Acanthaceae
Product: phosphate transporter PHO1 homolog 3-like
Exons: 10
Coding region: 8-2332 (774 amino acids)
Biological process (GO): cellular response to phosphate starvation; phosphate ion transport
Cellular component (GO): trans-Golgi network; plasma membrane; Golgi apparatus
Molecular function (GO): inositol hexakisphosphate binding
Source: RefSeq, a predicted model, not a curated record
UGUCCUAAUGAAAUUUGGUAAGGAAUUUGCAUCCCAACUAGUGCCAGAAUGGCAGGAAGCUUACAUGAACUACAAUUUCAUGAAAAGCCAUUUAAAGCCAAUUCACCAUCACCGGACCACCCGGGCGGCGGCGGCGGCCGGCGGUGCCGCCGCCAGAAUGAGUCGGACUCGCACACUAUACAGAGCAUUUAGUGGCCUAAUAGGACAAAAGGGUAAUAACCCGCCGCCGUCCGGCGACGUCGAGGACCCGGUUAUUCUCGUGAACAAUGUGCGGCGGGACGGCGCCGAGGGGUCGGAGACGAUGUUCCUAAUGGUGGCCGACGACGGCGGGGAGUACGAGCUCGUUUAUUUCAAGUACCUCGACGAUGAGUUCAACAAGGUGUCAAAAUUUUACAAGGCGAAAGUCGAGGAGGUCUUGAACGAGGCCGGUGUCCUAAACCGGCAAAUGGAGGCGCUCAUUGCUUUCCGUGUUAAGGUCACGAAGCCGGCGGGAUGGAAUAAUACGUCGGAGGAGACGUCGAGGCUUGCUUCUGACGUCGCGGCUUCUAGAGUGGCCUUACAUGCCACCACUCCAUUAGCGGCGAGAAGAGCUCUGAUGGUUGUAAUAGACGAAGAGAGUUUGAGUCAUUUAAGCUCGGAAGAUUCGGAGAUUCAAAAGCACAAGCAACAAAUAGACAUAAGGGGCGCGAGGCCACCGCCGUUGGAGAUUCUUCAACAUGUAAAGAUCAACAAAAACAACGAAACUCCUCGAUCGAUGUUUAAGGUUAUGCUCAAUAUGUCCGGACAGCGAGACCUUAAUUUCAGUAAGGAUAACUUGAACAGAGCAGAAGAACAGCUCAAGCAAGCGUUCAUCGAAUUCUACCACAAGCUAAAGCUUCUAAAAAGCUAUAGUUUUCUCAACAUUUUGGCGUUCGCGAAAAUCAUGAAGAAAUACGAUAAGAUUGCUUCGAGAAAUGCCUCCAAAUUGUACAUGAAAAUGGUCGAUGAUUCAUACCUUGGAAGCUCGGAUACGGUGAGCAAAUUGAUGGAAAGAGUCGAAGUAACAUUCAUCAAGCAUUUCGCCAACUCCAAUCGCCGUAAAGGGAUGAGUGUCUUAAGGCCAAAGAAAAAGAUCGAAAAGCACAAAGUCACAUUCUCCAUGGGAUUUCUCGUUGGCUGCACCGUGGCUCUAAUAUUAGCGCUUGUCCUAAUCAUCCGCGCGCGCAACAUUUUGGACAACGACGGGAGAGUGGUGUACAUGGAAACCAUGUUUCCUCUAUACAGUUUGUUCGGGUUCAUGGUUCUACACAUGUUUAUGUACGCGGCAAACAUAUACUUCUGGAGGCGAUACAGAGUGAAUUAUUCUUUCAUAUUCGGGUUUAAAGAAGGGACAGAGUUAGGCUACAGAGAGGUUCUUUUAUUCGGUUUCUGUCUGUCCGUAUUAGCUCUAGCCAGCGUUCUCGCCAAUCUCGACAUGGAAAUGGAUCCGGUAACUCAAGACUACCAAGCUAUUACAGAACUCCUUCCCCUCGGAUUAGUCGGGCUGGUGAUUGUCAUUAUGCUCUGCCCUUUGAACAUCAUGUAUCGAUCGAGCCGGUUCUUCCUGCUCGUUUGCCUGUUCCAUUGCGUGUUGGCACCGCUGUACAAGGUUUCGCUGCCAGAUUUCUUCUUGGCGGACCAGCUUACGAGCCAGGUUCAAGCGCUACGAAGCUUGGAAUUUUAUGUUUGUCACUACGGAUGGGGAGAUUAUAAACGCCGCGAAAACAACUGCCGUGAGAGCGAUGUUUUUAAUACAUUUUCUUUCAUCAUUGCCGCGAUACCGUACUGGUGGCGACUCCUCCAGUGUGUGCGGCGGCUGUUGGAAGAGAGAGACGCGAAGCAGGGAUAUAACGGGCUGAAGUAUUUAUCGACAAUCUUGGCAGUGUGUUCCAGGACAGCCUAUACGCUGAACGGCGGGGCUGCCUGGAAGUUGACGGCGUGGACAGCCUCGGCGGUGGCGACAAUCUUCAGCACGUAUUGGGACAUCGUCAUGGACUGGGGACUGUUCCAGCGUGGAUCAAAGAACCUGUGGCUCAGAGACAAGCUACUUAUUCCACACAAGACUGUCUACUUUGUGGCCAUGUGUGUGAAUGUGGUGCUGAGGCUGGCGUGGAUGCAGACAGUGAUGAACAUAACGGUAUUUUCGCUCCACCGGCAGACAAUGGUGGCGCUGGUGGCGGCGCUGGAGAUAAUCCGGCGGGGGCUGUGGAACUUUUUCAGGCUGGAGAAUGAGCAUCUCAACAAUGUCGGAAAAUUCCGGGCUUUUAAGUCGGUGCCGCUGCCUUUCAACUACCACGAUGACAAAGAUAUAUAGUCUAUGACUAGUAGUAGGUAAUAGGUAGUAGGUUGUACCUGUUCUUUUCGGACAGGACAGCGUGGAAAAUGUAAAUGGUUGAAUUUUAUGGAUUUUACGAAAAUUGUAGUAUAUGA